GCUGCUGCUGAUGCAGUCCUUGCUGCUGCUGCUGAUGCAGUCCUUGCUGCUGCUGCUGCUGCAGUCCUUGCUGCUGCUGCUGAUGCAGUCCUUGCUGCUGCUGCUGCUGCAGUCCUUGCUGCUGCUGCUGAUGCAGUCCUUGCUGCUGCUGCUGCUGCAGUCCUUGCUGCUGCUGCUGAUGCAGUCCUUGCUGCUGCUGCUGAUGCAGUCCUUGCUGCUGCUGGCCUCGUAGGCGCGGCUGCUGCUGCUGCUCUUGCUGCUGCUGCUCUUGCUGCUGCUGCUCUUGCUGCUGCAGCGGCAGCUCAACGUGCUGCAACAGCGAAGACACGACGCCUUGCGGACUCAUUAAGGGGCUUUAGCGCUCGUGAGGAAGCUCCGAGAGCUUCCACGGAUACACUCAGGAGGGAGAGAAGGAGGGAAGGAGGAAACGAGUCUCCGAAGAGGCCACAGUCAGAGGUUCCCUGA
Messenger RNA from Cyclospora cayetanensis, 465 nucleotides. Its product is annotated as antifreeze protein Maxi-like. The annotation marks the transcript as partial. The transcript is spliced from 3 exons. NCBI's taxonomy places the organism in Eukaryota, Apicomplexa, Conoidasida, Eucoccidiorida, Eimeriidae. The record is from RefSeq and is a predicted model, not a curated record.